GAACGCGCAUAAAUAGCACCAGCUCGACAAAAAUAGCACGAGCGGUUGUGGCGGAAUUAAAUCAAAAUCCUGCUUUACUCCAGUCAGUCUGUCACUUGCAAACAGGAUGAAGCCUUGUGGGCCUUUGUGCCUCAGCACUUCGUACGACAUUUGCGUAUAGCCCCGAUCAGUCCAUGUGAUAGACUGAUCGCUUCCGUUAUGAAUAGCACCGAUGCUGAGAAAGGUUGACUCGGCGGAGGUGGGAGUCGACCGAGCCUCUGGUGCGUGGGCCGCUCUGAUUCGCGCGAAGCUGACUUCUUUGUACACGAGACCUCUUGAUUCUCUCGAAAAAAUCAGCAUGACCCGUCGCCUGAUCGUCACGCCUUUACUGAUAUGCUUUAUGGUCGUACGCCACAUUGGCGGGGAUGACCAGUCGCGCGAAGCCCAGCGUUUCUUGCUGAUGUGUGUUCAGAUUCUACUGCCAUGUGUUCUUCAUCCGAUGAUAAAUAUGAGCUGCACGCCUGAGAGUUUUGAUUACAUAGAACCUCCAGACACAAAGGGCGGAUAGAGAGCAGCCCAAGGUACGUCGUGUCAGAACGAGACGUGCUGAGCACAAGGCGGUGCUAUUGCACUGGAGAGAAGCCUGCUGCGGAGACGGCUAAUGAUCGAUCAUCCCGAGAAUGCUUCCAGACCAUGCCGACGUAGAUAGAAGGGCCCGC
This is a messenger RNA of Laetiporus sulphureus 93-53, 698 nucleotides long. RefSeq lists its product as uncharacterized. NCBI's taxonomy places the organism in Eukaryota, Fungi, Basidiomycota, Agaricomycetes, Polyporales, Laetiporaceae. The coding region runs from base 212 to 547 and encodes 111 amino acids. The record is from RefSeq and is a predicted model, not a curated record. The transcript is spliced from 4 exons.